AUGGGCCGAGAGCAGAGACGAAAGAAGCCAAAACGGCAGGAACGCCACCGGCAAGAGGAGCAGCAACAAAAUCAUCAGAUACAGCAGAGACUACAGCAACUAAAGCAAGAGGCGCGCAAGCAGGAACAGAGGUUGAAGCAACAACAAAACCAGCAACAGGGAAAGAAGAAGCGGUGGUCUUCGAGAAGCCGACCUCAAUUCAAUCCCAAAAAUCGUCCCGACUGGUUUUUCCGUCAUCUGGAUAUCCUAGAGUAUCAAUCUGCCGAUCACGAAAGGAGAGUCUUUGGGGAAGAUCUUUCUGACAUUGAGCCCUCUAAGAAGGAUUGCACCCACGAAGAAGAUGGCUCUGAAUGCGAGUGUGAAAUACCGGUUCUGCGAGAGUACACAGGCGACGAUAAGGAAGAAGAGCUGUUUCGUAAAGCGAGAUGGCAACGGGAGAUGUACAAGCGCGAAAACAAGGAAAGAUUCAGGAAGAUCAAGUCGGCCGUCGAGACUCUGCUACGGAACGAAUCAAGAGAGGAGAGAAAGCCUCUUUACUAUAUGAGCCGCAACAUCACGUCCAAAUUCGACUUGGUCUCUGAAGAAUACACAGCUCCCGUAGAUCCCGAUGGUAUCCGCACGAGCUGUACGAUUGACUUUUCAGACAUGGGAUCAUUUCGCGCCAUGAAGGUCCCAUCGCUCAGGGGCUUGACCGAAUUGAAGGUCGGCAGGCAAUUGACUGGGUGUCUAUCCAUUGACGGCGCAGAGGAUUCCGACGAUGAGAUCCGAGUUGAAUUUGAAUCAUUCGAGUGCCCUCAAACUCCGGGAGUGUAUUAG
This is a messenger RNA of Colletotrichum orchidophilum, 816 nucleotides long. RefSeq lists its product as uncharacterized. NCBI's taxonomy places the organism in Eukaryota, Fungi, Ascomycota, Sordariomycetes, Glomerellales, Glomerellaceae. The record is from RefSeq and is a predicted model, not a curated record. The coding region runs from base 1 to 816 and encodes 271 amino acids. The transcript has 2 exons.